Spinacia oleracea (spinach) is the source of this 1273-nucleotide messenger RNA. Its product is annotated as branched-chain-amino-acid aminotransferase 2, chloroplastic-like. The transcript has 9 exons. Gene Ontology annotation, biological process: branched-chain amino acid metabolic process. Gene Ontology annotation, molecular function: branched-chain-amino-acid:2-oxoglutarate transaminase activity. Bases 103 to 1182 code for a protein of 359 amino acids. Lineage: Eukaryota; Viridiplantae; Streptophyta; Magnoliopsida; Caryophyllales; Amaranthaceae. The record is from RefSeq and is a predicted model, not a curated record.
CCUAUGUUUUGCAUAUCUCUCAAUUUCACAUUGUUUAAUUUAAUUUAAUUACUCCAAUAAGGUCUACAUAAUUCGUCUUAAGCUCGUUUCAUACUUUCAUCCAUGGCGCACGCGGCAACAUCAUCUCCAAUUUCUUCUGCCUUAAGCCAUGCUCGUAGUGAGAAUGGCUACACAGAAAUUGACUGGGACAAGUUAGGAUUCGGGCUAACGCCCACGGAUUACAUGUACGUGAUGAAAUGCUCAAGAGACGAGGAGUUUACGGAGGGGCAGCUAAUUCCAUAUGGGAACAUUGAGUUGAGUCCUGCAGCUUGUGUAUUGAACUAUGGCCAGGGUUUAUUUGAAGGAUUGAAGGCAAUGAGAAGAGAAAAUGGGAAGCUUGUUUUAUUCCGAGCUGAUCAAAAUGCCUUACGCAUGAGAAUAGGCGCGGAAAGAGUGUGUAUGCCUUCCCCGUCUGUUGAUCAGUUCAUUGAUGCAGUCAAGCAGACUGCUCUUGCUAAUAAGCGCUGGAUUCCUCCACCAGGGAAAGGUUCACUAUACCUUAGACCUUUGCUCCUAGGAACAGGUGCUGUACUAGGUGUGGCUCCAGCUCCCGAGUACACAUUCCUUAUCUAUGCUUCUCCAGUUCGCAACUACUUUAAGGAAGGGAACGCGGCAUUAAACUUGUAUGUGGAGGAUCAAUUUGACCGUGCUUCUCGUGGUGGUGCUGGGGGUGUGAAAUCAAUAACCAACUAUGCGCCAGGUUUGAAACCAUUGGAAAGAGCAAAGAAAAAUGGAUAUUCGGAUGUGCUGUAUCUUGAUUCCGAAAGCGGGAAAUAUAUAGAGGAGGUUUCUACUUGUAAUAUAUUUGUUGUUAAGGACAGUAUAAUCUCAACUCCACCAACCAAAGGUACAAUUCUCCCUGGUGUAACAAGGAAAAGUAUCGUCGAAAUUGCUCUAGAAAACGGUUUCAAGGUUGAGGAACGACAGAUUGCGGUGGAGGAAUUACUCGAAGCAGAUGAAGCUUUCUGCACCGGAACUGCUGUUGUGAUGGUUCCUGUAGGUAGCGUUACAUACAAAGGAAAAAGGGUAGAUUACCAGGCAACAAACGCCAAUUCAAUGUGUAAGAGGUUGAUGUCAUUAUAUUCUGGGAUUCAAAAUGGUCUGAUUGAAGACAAGAAGGGUUGGAUUAUUGAAAUUAACUAGUGAAACUGUACUUAAUACAAUUCACUUGUGUUGAAAUUGAAAUGUAAGGGUUAAAGUUCGAUUUAUACAAUAAUUGCGUGCGUUUUCCAAA